This is a messenger RNA of Macrosteles quadrilineatus (aster leafhopper), 2648 nucleotides long. Its product is annotated as toll-like receptor 3. Lineage: Eukaryota; Metazoa; Arthropoda; Insecta; Hemiptera; Cicadellidae. Gene Ontology annotation, molecular function: protein binding. The record is from RefSeq and is a predicted model, not a curated record. The transcript has 6 exons. Gene Ontology annotation, cellular component: membrane. Bases 109 to 1251 code for a protein of 380 amino acids.
UGUCACAAGUAGGUGUUGGUGUCGUUGGUGUAAUUGUUUAUUUUUAUUUGGGUGGGGGUUAGUCUGUUAGUCAUCAGCCAGUAAUUAUUAGAGUAUAAUAUUUAUUUGAUGAUGGACUGGCUAUCUUUCAGUAUUUUCCUCUAUGCCUCCGUCAUCCUGCCAGUUAAAUCUUUGGUUGUCCCAUGUAAUGAUUCUUUUACAUCAAAAUGUUUAUGUGGUGAUAUUGACUACAUGGGGAAAAGACAGUUUGUAGUGAAUUGUACCAACACAAAUUUUCAAAAUGCAUCAGUAUUACAGAAUCUACCUUCAAAAACACAAGUUCUGAUUUUCACUGGCAACAACAUCAACGAGCUUCCAAUGAAUGUGUUUGGUUCUAUGAACAGUUUCUUGGAUUUGAAAGUAGUGGACAUGUCAAACAACAACAUUCAAGACAUCCGCGGUAAAACAUACCACAGAGUGUCGAAUGUCGAGAGACUGAUCCUGAACCACAAUCAAAUAUCAAUCUCUUCAAAGGAACCGAGCCAUCACCAUCCACGCAUUUUUUCCAAUUUUGAGAACUUGGUUGAACUCCACUUGACGGAUGCAUUUGCGGACAACAAUCCGGAAGAUCUCGCCUCCGAUCUGCACGACAUUUUCAUCAACAGUGAGCUCACUUCUUUGCGCAAACUGCAUUUGGAGCAGAACGAGAUAUCUCAGUUCAAAGACCCAAAAGUCUUCUGCGAUCUACCGAACUUACAAGACCUUCAUCUGGGUCAAAACCACUUGACAGGUUUACACUUUGACAUUGACUGUCUCCCCCACCUGAGGUUCCUGGACCUGGAGUACAACAACAUCCGACAGCUGGCUCCGGACGAUCGCUCGGCUCUAGACAGCUACACCAAGACUCACACGGACCAUGGCCUAACCAUCGACCUCUCGGACAACUCCCUCACUGGGGGCUGUAGCAGCCUCUAUGCAUGGAUGCAGGCAACCAAGGUUGUCGUCCGCAACAAAAACAUUCUCCACUGUCAUGAGCUCCACCCGUCUGAUGGCUGUCCAACAUUAUUGACGUCUCAGGUUCAGGCCGCGCCAUCCUCUCACACAGGAACGGAGCUAUUUCUACUGGUCGCCCUGUGCGCAACCCUCGGGCUGCUGGCCUACACUAACUGGCAUCCUAUUGAGAAACAGAUGCGGCCUUUGGUGGACGCCCUCUCUCACAAAGUUCAUUAUACCAACAUCGGCCGACAUGAGGAGCAGGAGAUGAACGUGUGAAGAGGAUUUUACCGUAGGUUAACUGUAGCCGUCCUGUACAACGGUUAGGUUAGAUUCCUACAACUCCUAACCAGUGUCGAAGUACCUAGUCUGUAAAUACCUAACGGAUACUAGUAGAGGUGGAUUUAUAGUUUUAAUGUGAUUGGAUGUUAAAAAAAGUUGUACGUAGAUGUCCUUUGUUUUAUCAGAGUAUAAUAGUUUGUGGCACAUUCAUAGUAUGCACCAAAAUAUUUAGUACGGUAAUGGAAAUUUUGGCAUAAUUUAUUUUUCGUGAAGAUUUUGCAGCUGUGCCUUAAAUUAACUUAAAAAUACCUCUUAGCUUUUGAAGAACAAAUUUGACAAUUAAUUAGGCUACCACAGCAGAAAUGAAAGAUAACUAGUUAAAUUUAUUCAAUAUGUUAUCUGCCUCUUCUUAGUAUUCCACAUCCAUUUAGCAUUUAGUAACCUAAGAGUAUUACAAUUUGGUUUUGAAAUGUUCUAUGUAGUAUUAUUUAGGUUUAAAUAAUAAUUAGACAACUAUAAGACUAACCAAUUACAGAACAAUAUGUGAUAUAGCAUUGAAUAAUGUACUUAUUUAAAUUUUAAGGACAUUAUCUUUAUUAGCAUUCUUUACACUGCCUUAUUAACAAUUUUAUAUUUAAGUAUCAUCUUUGACUAUUAUUACAACGUAUCAUUCAUUCAGUAUUGAUUAUUAAAGUAUUAUCCUAUCUUUACUCUGGUCUUAAUAUCUAUAGUUUAAGACUUAUAUUGUUUAUCAAUUAAUUUUAAUUUAUAGUUCUUAUAGAAUGACAUUGUAUUUUAUUAGGGAUUGAGUAUGAACAAAACUAUUUUUGAAGGACAUAAACAAUUAAUUUCUUUACAAAUUUUCUUCCACAUUUUAGCACCUAACUUGUUAUUUCAAUUAAGUCGGUCCUGUUUUGGGAUCACCGAGCUAUAAACUGAUCUCCUGGUUCAAAUCCCUACAGUCAGUCAUACUUUUAAACUUGCGAGGAAAUGCUUUUACUCUGUGAUUCGAAUCAAAGGAGAUACCGUUAGUACUUUUUUACAAAUCAUGCUUUUAGUACUUGUCUCACUUCAUUCUGCACUCAUAUCGGCAGAACUAAAGAAUAUAUUCAUUUAAUAGAUAUUAGAAAUGUGCCUUAAAAAUUUACAAUGUUUUUAAACUAAUAAGAUCGUCAAAACAAUCUUAAAUUAGGACAUCGCCUUAAAAAUGUCAAUAUUAGUUUGUAUGUUUUUAUAAUAUUCUAAAUUUUUAUAUAAAAUUGUAUUAUUUUUAUCUUUAAAAGACUUACAGUUAUGCUAAGUUGUUGCAUUUACACAACUUGAUGUCCCCAGACAGUAAAAUAAAAAUGCUUGUUUAUCUAUGGUAAUAAUCUUAUUGAUUGAAUUAUAACGAU